Molecule: messenger RNA, 1426 nt
Organism: Mytilus trossulus (common blue mussel)
Lineage: Eukaryota; Metazoa; Mollusca; Bivalvia; Mytilida; Mytilidae
Product: fibrinogen-like protein A
Exons: 5
Coding region: 22-1047 (341 amino acids)
Source: RefSeq, a predicted model, not a curated record
AUAAGCUAGAACAACUUAAUAAUGUUCCAAAUAAUAAUUUACGGAUUCGCAUUGUUUUGUUUGACCUCAGUGACCACGUUAGAUACUGAUAGUGAUGUAGAGGUUCGUUUACUCGAUAAUCAAAAUGCUCCAUUAAUGGCUACAUUCGACAUGUCAAAAGCAAACGAUCGUUUAAAACAAUUUGUAAGUGAUGCUAUUGAAACGAAAAUGAUAGAUAUAGAAAACAAAUUAAAACAGUUUGUAAGUGAUGCUAUUGAAACGAAAAUGACAGAUAUAGAAAAAAAAUUAAAGCAGCAAACGGACAAUAUUGAAAGAAACUUGACUUUCCAUUUUACCAAGUACUUACAUGGAACAGCUGAUAAGAUGAAUAAAGAAAAAGGUAUUGGAAUUCGACCAAGAGACUGCGGAGAAAUAAAUCUCAACAAAGGAAAUGGGAUUUACACAAUUUUUCCGAAUUCAUUCAAAAGCAGCGGUUAUACAGUCUUUUGUGAUUUUGAAACGGACAAUGGAAAUUGGACGGUAUUUCAGAGGAGAAUAAACGGUUCGACAGACUUUUUCAGAGGAUGGGAAGAAUAUGAAAAUGGAUUUGGGAAUGUAGAGGCGGAAUUUUGGCUGGGUAAUAAGAAAAUCAAUGAAUUAACGUCCAACGGACUAUAUGAACUAAGGGUAGAUCUUACUGAUUUUAAAGGAAACGGCGGAUAUGCUAAAUAUUCGAAAUUCUCUGUCGGUAAUGCUUCUACCCAAUACAAACUUGAAGUUGGUGGAUAUAGCGGGAAUCUCGGAAACGUUUAUGGUUUACAGCAUAAUAUUGGGGGGAAAUUUUCUACAAAGGACAGAGAUAACGAUCUUUUUCCACAACGUGACUGUGCAAAUGGCUACACUGGAGCCUGGUGGUAUAAAACGUGUACCUAUGUCAAUCUUAACGGACAGUAUAUCCAAGGUGGACAACUUACCUUAAAGGGUAUUACUUGGUACGCAUGGAAGUCAUCGUGGUAUUCAAUGAAAUCAUCUGUAAUGAUGCUUAGAAAAGUGUAUCCACCAGGAUAAAUAUAAAAUGUUGUAUUUCGAUAUUUUUUGUAUUUUAAAAGCUUUGAAUAUUUUUAUUAUAAUUCGUUAAUUUCAUUCUUUUGCAUUGUUCAAUUUAGUUCUGUUUAUAUAAUUAGUGGUUUUGAUUUGUUUUUCCCAAUUAUGCAUGGCAUAUUUUUCACUAGUCUUGAGAAGGAACAAUAAUUAAUACAUCUAUAUCUUGAAUGGACUUUUUUCAAAUAUCAAUGAAUUUGAGGUAACCUCCUUAAUUGUAUAAUACAUUCAUAUAUGAACUGGUCAUGGUAAGAUAAAAUGUUGCAAAACUUAAUGUAUAUACAUUUGUGAAUGCAUUGUCCGGGGUACCUACCGAUAAGUGUAUAAAGUCUGCCAGACUUUCAUU